AUGACGAAUAGUGAUGAGACUUGGACUGAGAUUGUUCAGACCGAAGUGCCCGCAGCUGAACCUCUAAAUGACAAGGACUUUCUUCUGGAGAAGGUCAUACCAAAAUUUGAUGCAGCAACGUCGGUGUCGGACCUGGCCAUACUAUCAUCUUUGCAACCUGCAUCUUCACAAAGUAACCUGACUACUACUGUCAACGGAAGCGAUUUGAGCUUAGCCGCAAGCUCCACCAUCAGUCACAGUCGUCAUUCUUUGGCAAGAUCAGAAUUCUCAAGGCCAUCUCUCUCCAGCAGGUCCGAGUUUUCGAGGCCUUCCCUGUCAGGACUAUCGAGCGAGUAUAUGGGAUUUCUGGGACCAAUGUUCCUUACAGUGGGUUCGAAAAGACGAGAAGGACCAGACACUGAUCGAAGUAGACUCAAGGAACUGCAAAGAAGAAACGAGAUGCUGCACCCAGCUAUGCGCUGUGCCUAUGCUACUGAGGUAACGACAUAUUCUUCGCCUACUGGAAGUGAAAAUGUUGUAAAAAAUGGGACCCAAAGUGCUCGGAAAUCAAAGAAGGUAGGAGAUCUAUAA
Molecule: messenger RNA, 570 nt
Organism: Cylicostephanus goldi
Lineage: Eukaryota; Metazoa; Nematoda; Chromadorea; Rhabditida; Strongylidae
Source: the annotation of a GenBank genome assembly